Molecule: messenger RNA, 1548 nt
Organism: Cryptomeria japonica (Japanese cedar)
Lineage: Eukaryota; Viridiplantae; Streptophyta; Pinopsida; Cupressales; Cupressaceae
Product: ultraviolet-B receptor UVR8
Exons: 15
Coding region: 134-1381 (415 amino acids)
Biological process (GO): protein ubiquitination; ubiquitin-dependent protein catabolic process
Molecular function (GO): ubiquitin protein ligase activity
Source: RefSeq, a predicted model, not a curated record
ACUUUUGUUAACUUUCCGUGGUCAAACAGAUCACGAGGAGCUUCUAGCUUUGACGAGUCGUAACAGGCUAUGUAAUGGCCAAGCUUUUGCUUAUAGGAACACAGUUCAGAGGGUAGAGAGUAAAGAAUAGAAAAUGGGGAGCAGAGGAAGCGUGAGGUGUCGUGACAUGGCCCACAAGUUGGUUCGUUGGGGGCGUGGGAUAGGCAGUAGCAGUGGCGAAAAGAAAAAGAGAUGGGCAGCCCUGUGGGGCAACGGUGACUAUGGGCGAUUGGGGUUGGGGUCGCUCCAGUCGCGAUGGGAGCCCACACUGAGCCUCUGCUCUUCCCCUUCCUCCAUUGCCUGUGGCGGUGCGCAUACCCUCCUCCUCACUGAACAAGGGCGUGUCCUUGCAACUGGCCUGAAUGAUUAUGGGCAACUAGGAGUACCUUUUGGAACAAGAUAUACUCAGGAGCCUGUUGAAGUUGCUGGUCUUCCAGAUGAUAUCUGCCAGAUUUUUGCUGGAUAUUACCAUUCUGCUGCAAUUUCAGAGAAAGGUGUUGUUUAUGCAUGGGGAAACAAUUUCAGUGGUCAGCUUGGUUUGGGAAAAGAUGCACCCAAAAAAGUUUGUAUUGCAAAUGAAGUCAAGCCUUUAAAUGGUUUGCGAAUCAAAAUGAUUGCUUUGGGCUCUGAGCACUCACUAGCUCUCACAGAGGAUGGUGAGGUCCUUAGCUGGGGCUUGGGAGAAAAUGGAAGACUCGGUCACGGUUAUGAAUCGAGCAUGUUCAGAUUCCUUGGAGUUUUAAGCGAGUACACUCCAAAGCUGAUUAAAUCUCUGGAGAUGUUUAAGAUUUGCAGGAUUGCUGCUGGAUUUACACAUUCUGCAUGUAUUGAUGUAAAUGGCAGUGUUUUUGCAUUUGGUCAAGGAAGAAUGUACCAACUGGGUUUGGGGCAUACAAAGGAUUCCUCUGUACCAUCUCAUGUAAAAGACCUGCCAUUUGCACAUAAAGUUGCAUGCGGAGGCUAUCAUACAUGUGUUGUAACAACCAAUGGAGAUGUGUACACGUGGGGUUCAAAUGAAAAUGGUUGCCUUGGUCUUGGGUCUCAUAACUUAGCUCCUUCACCAGAGAGAGUCCAAGGUAGCUUGUUACCUUUACAUGUUUCAGAGAUUUCAUGUGGCUGGAAGCAUACAGCAGUUAUAUCAGGUGGCAAUGUUUUCGUAUGGGGAUGGGGAGGUUCUCAAGGAACAUUUUCAGAUGAUGGUUUGUCAUCAGGAGGACAGUUGGGCCUUGGUAAUGAGCUUGAUUAUCAUGAACCAACAAAAAUUGGUUUUGGUGAAGAUGUUAAUGUAUUACAAAUUUCUUGCAGAUUCAAUCAUACAGGAGCAAUAAUUGAAGAAAAAUGAUUGAUGGCUAUUAUUUUUAGGAAAUGUGCUUUCGAUGUAUUGCUAUAGGAAAGAUAAUAUCUAUUGAAAUUAUAUUACUUAUUUAUAUGUAAAAGUGGAUAUUGUAGCAUAGUGUUACAAACUUAUAAAUACCUAAAUUAAUAAGAUUGAUAUAAAAUAUUAUAUUA